AUGAAUGCCAAAUCUCUUUCCAUUCUUUUACUCGUCUUCGGUUUGUUAUUCACAUUGGCUCAAUGUGGAAGAUUGACAAAACGAAGUUAUGGUGAAGACGCGGAUGAUGAUAGCAAUGGUAAUGAAAAUGAAAAUGACAAUGGUGCUGAUGAUAACAGUGUCGAUGAUGAUGCGGAUCUACGUGAUCGAUUAAUUUUAGCUGAAAAACGAGCCAUUCGUGCUUUCCUGGAAAACGAAAACGAUGCCAGUGAAUUUCUUGAUCGAUCAAGUCGAUUAUUUUCUGACCAAAAGAGUCAUAUGAAAGAAGCCAAAAAGAAAUAUGAAGAGAAAUGCGAACGUCUUCUCCACCCACGAUACUGUCCAGAUCUUGCCACAUGGCCAGCUUGGAAUCAAGCCUUCAACUCAGCUACCGGCAAAAAAUAG
Molecule: messenger RNA, 423 nt
Organism: Adineta ricciae
Lineage: Eukaryota; Metazoa; Rotifera; Eurotatoria; Adinetida; Adinetidae
Source: the annotation of a GenBank genome assembly